AUGUUUGCCACAAAUACAAAUACGAGCUCUCCAUCAACCCCUUCAAACAACAUUAAUGCUGGAUCUAUUAAUAAACCUCCCCGUAAUGACGAUAAGUCCAGUGUUAUGCCUCCCGUAACAGUUGAAGUAUCUCAUGAUACAAGUGUUGUAAGCAAUAGCCAAGAAACAGCCCGGGAAAAUGUUGAGCAGUAUAAUCCCGUUUCCGAUGAGGCCGAAGAAGAAACUUCUAACCACUCCGACGAUAAUGUGAACGAAUCUUCAAGUCUCGAAGACCAGUUUGAUCCAAAUGAAGAAAUCGAAUUCGUAAGAAUCUUAAGAUCGAGUGCUAUUGACAAGGAGUUGAAUAAAAUUCAGAAUCGUCUGCGUUAA
This is a messenger RNA of Mucor mucedo, 369 nucleotides long. RefSeq lists its product as uncharacterized. Bases 1 to 369 code for a protein of 122 amino acids. The transcript is spliced from 3 exons. NCBI's taxonomy places the organism in Eukaryota, Fungi, Mucoromycota, Mucoromycetes, Mucorales, Mucoraceae. The record is from RefSeq and is a predicted model, not a curated record.